AAACCCCGUCGGUGUUGAAUGCGAUCUGUGUCAAUGUGUCCGACCGAUUUGUUGAUUGUGCGCUAACGGUCGGUAGUGUUUCAUUCACUUAAUUCAUUUUUUACUGGAUUAUUUCCUGAAAUUAGUGAUGACUGACUAUGGAACCUACAAAUACGAGUCCUCCUACGAAGACAGCUGCGAUUCCGGCCUGGAGUUUUCCUACAAAUCUGAAACUACCGAGCAAACCGAUGACCGCAGUGACCUGUUUGAUCUGGACAAUGAACUUCACACUCCAACCAAACAAGCGAACCCACCAGGUUUCAACCAGGACCUCUACAACAAGUUCAAUUCGGCUUUCUACAGCAGCUUGGUGGAGCUGGAUAGACGGCCGGGGUUUCGGGCACAGCAAUCAGCACCCAACUGCCGCAGGAAUUUGAGCAGCGAAUUCAACGAGGCUAGGGAUGGUUUUGUGGGCAGUCUGACUCCACCCUUGGAGGACGAUAGUGGAAAAGAGCGACCGAAGAAGCGGUACGCAACCGGACGCAAUCGGGUGUCCAGAGCUAAAAGUCCCACGCAAAUAAUGCGAAUAAAACGCGUGAGAAGACUGAAAGCUAACGAUCGUGAGAGGAAUAGGAUGCACAUGCUCAAUGAGGCUUUGGAUCGGCUUAGGUGCGUUCUGCCCACUUUUCCCGAGGACACCAAGCUGACCAAGAUCGAAACGCUGCGAUUUGCGCACAACUACAUCCACGCUCUUUCGGAAGCUGCUAAGGAUGUGGAAAAGUAUUCGACCAAAGACAGCGUCAUAAUCAAUGUAGGCAAUAUGACGGUGUCCAUUAACAAAGAAGGGAGCAGCAGCAUCACCUCCAAGGGAUUCGAGGACAGGCGCUCAAAUGCUUUGGUAAUCAGUGGCAGCAUAACCAAUGCGAGUUUCAUGCAGGACUACAAUCCAGCCUUUGGCAGUGGAAGCAGCAACAUGUCCAGUCCAUGCGAAAGCUACCAAAGCCCCAUCCAGUACCCAAAUGAACUGAAUUCCUACAACGCGCCGUAUUUUCCGAGAUUCGAACCCUACAGCCAGAAUUGCCUGACGUUCCCCAGCCAUCCACAUGGAUACAACAAUAAUGGAAUGUAUGAAGCAAGCGACUACAUGAAAAUGUCUGGAUAGGGAGCUUUUUCAGUGCUAUGCAAUAUAUGUUCCUAGGAAAGUCCAUGAAGAGUCAAUCACCUCAAUCUAGUCUAAAUGAAAUGUGAUUUUUAUAGUUCUAUGUAUAUAAGAGAGUUUUGUAUGAAAGUAGGAUAUGAAAUAAUUGGCGGAUAUUUUCAAUAAAGGCUUUUACACAUG
This is a messenger RNA of Dendroctonus ponderosae (mountain pine beetle), 1318 nucleotides long. RefSeq names its product neurogenin-2 (gene tap). Lineage: Eukaryota; Metazoa; Arthropoda; Insecta; Coleoptera; Curculionidae. Bases 128 to 1141 code for a protein of 337 amino acids. The record is from RefSeq and is a predicted model, not a curated record. Gene Ontology annotation, molecular function: protein dimerization activity. The transcript is spliced from 2 exons.